Penicillium brasilianum is the source of this 2729-nucleotide messenger RNA. The record is from the annotation of a GenBank genome assembly. Lineage: Eukaryota; Fungi; Ascomycota; Eurotiomycetes; Eurotiales; Aspergillaceae.
UGCCGACCGCCUUCCUCAUCGGGGAUCCUCGAAGCUUUCCACUCGCAAGGCCGACGAGAAGGCCAUUCCACUUGCUGUCCGCCAUUCUGAGCUCUCUUUCUCAGGGUGACACCCCGCAAAACACCACGUCCACUCCCACCUCAAUCGAUUGUGCUACGCCCUUCCACCACUGGCAGCACGCGCACUCCACCUCCGCGCCCACCGCAUCGACUCACUUCACACACUCGUGGACGGGAAACCAACCCAGUCCACGCCCACCACGGGAUCACCAUGACGUCCCGGAAAACGCAGCAAGAGAUCGAUAAGACCUUUAAGAAGGUUGCCGAAGGAAUCCAGACUUUCGAAAGCAUCUACGAGAAAGUCAAGGCCGCCACGAACCCCACCCAGCGCGAUAAGCUCGAGGAGAAUCUCAAGCGCGAAAUCAAGAAGCUACAAAGGUUCCGUGACCAGAUCAAAUCAUGGGCGGCUGGCAAUGAGGUCAAGGAUAAGGCUCCACUGCUCGAGCAGCGGAAGGCCAUUGAGACGUGCAUGGAGCAGUUCAAGGCCGUUGAGAAGGAGAUGAAGACGAAAGCCUAUUCCAAAGAGGGCCUCUCCGCCGCGUCGCGACUCGAUCCCAAGGAGAAGGAGAAGGUAGAAGCUUGCGACUUCCUAUCGACCAUGGUCGACGAGCUGCAGCAACGGAUCGAGGCCAUGGAGGCCGAGGAAGAGACAUUGCAGGCACAAAUGAAGAAGGGGAAAAAGGACGCGAACAAGGCCAACCGCAUGGCCGACAUCUCGCGAGUAACGGAGCGUCAUAAGUGGCACGUCAAUAAGCUCGAGUUCCUCAAUCGAUCGUUACAAAAUGGUAACUUGGAGGUAAAUCAAGUGUUGGACUUGAAGGAGAGUAUCAAGUAUUAUGUCGACGAAGGGCAUAACAUUGAUUACUCCGGAGAGGAUGAAACGCUGUACGAUGACUUGGAUAUUGGAGAGGAGAUCGAGGCCCAGUUCGGCAUGGGAGCGGAAAACGAUCGUGUAUCGUCUCAAGAUGCCCAAUCCGUUCAGGACGACGAACCAGAACCCAAACCGAAGGUUCCAAAAGCAGAUCCUACGUCACAUCGCCGGCCAUCUACACAGAUGAAGUCGCCGCUCCCCGUUCUUGCUACUCUUCACCCGUCCGCCUCGUCCAGUGCUACCCCGGGCAUGAAGCCUGCCCCGCUACCGACUCGUCUACCUGGAGAAACGCUCAAGUAUGCUUCCGCGGCUGCGGCCGCAGCUGCCAGCGACAAGAGUGGAGUGGGAAUCCUGCCUCUACCCCCACCACCAGGUGCCAGUCCUGCCUUUUCGCACGUUCUUCCGGCCUCCAGGGCGUCCUCUACAGCUUCGCCCGUGGUUUCUUCCGUACAACCCGUUGCUAAGCCCGCGGCAGUGGCGGGGCCAUCAGCACCACCCGCAAUCUCUGCAUCAUCUUCGGAAGAGGCAGUGCCAUUGGCAGUGCGGUCCAAGACAGCUGCUAGCGCUGCAGCCUCUGGGACAUCUUCACCUGCACCCGUCCCUACGCCCAAGGGCGAGACGGUGAAGGAGAAAGCAACGACAAAUGGCAAGACGACACCCAAGGAAGCAGCCGAGGGCGAUGAGUCAAUAUUCCACUUGCCGCCAGGUCUGCAAGAUCUGAUUCACUCGUUCGAGGUGACCAAGGAACGCGCCACGGCAAAUCCGACGCCAGCAGUGCAACGACUGCUUGCCACCUCUCUCACGACGUGUCCCGAACCCGGGGAUGCAGAGAAGCCCCGGCAUUACAAGCCGCAGAACCCCUACAACACCCCUCUUUACUACCCGCAAGAACCCCUCUCCAUCUUCGACGACCCACGAUUGUACGAUACUGGCCGGAUUGAUACGGAUACGCUGUUUUAUCUAUUUUACUAUCGGCAAGGGACGUAUCAACAGUACCUGGCCGCCAAGGCGCUGAAGAGCCAAAGUUGGCGCUUCCACAAGCAAUACCAGACAUGGUUCCAGCGCCACGAAGAGCCCAAGAAUAUCACGGAAGAAUUUGAGCAAGGCACCUAUCGAUUCUUUGACUACGAGAGUACCUGGAUGAACCGGCGCAAGGCUGAUUUCAAGUUUGUGUACAAAUAUCUCGAGGACGAGUUGUAAUCUGUUCUUUUGAACAUGCGUGCCUCUUCCCAUUGGACCAUGCAUCCAAGGCGUAGGCUUAGCGGCCUAGAUCGAAUUUACGAGCAACGGCAAGCCGCCAGCCUCCUCAUCUUCUUCCUCCUUUUCUUAUCCUCCUUACCUUUCUCCAUUCCUUCCCUUCCGGCACUUAAACCGAACGGGGUCCUAGGGCCCCCCUCUUAAAGAUGGGUCCGUAGGAAACGGGGCGGAAACAAAAAGUGGACAUGUCAUAGAGUGACGAUCUGGAUCUACUGGGGCAUCCGAGCUUUGUGGAGUCUUAUCCUUGGAUGAUUAGGGCAUCUUGAUUUCUGUCGUCAUUGUUCUUGUUUUUUUUAUUCUUUCCUCUACCUCUUUGUUUCGCAGGACCGGCAUCGGGCGAUGAGUACAAUGAAUGGGAGGGCGGUCUCGGGGAGACCAUGGGAGUUUUUAUUUCUGUUUUAUUGAGUUAUUCUUCACCUGGGUUUCCUGGGUGUGUGUUGCGAAACUGAAUGAAUCACUACUGUCUGUGUGAUGACAUGCGGCUGAUGCGAUGUUCUAUGGUUCUGCGUGGUGUUUGAAAUCGUACUUUUGUAAGAUCUGCU